Molecule: messenger RNA, 585 nt
Organism: Oppiella nova
Lineage: Eukaryota; Metazoa; Arthropoda; Arachnida; Sarcoptiformes; Oppiidae
Source: the annotation of a GenBank genome assembly
AUGGCAUCUCUUACCGAACUGAAGCCCCCGAUGCCCUCAACAGCACCGGCCGCCACUCUCGGCAACAGCACACGACCCAAGUCUCGCACCGGCACUCUCAGGGAGACCGACUCCGACUCCGGUUCGGUGCAGACGUUGGACCCGUUGCGCAAGAAGUGGAUUAUCAGUGCUUCUAAUUGUGAUUACAAUUCAUUGCAUCAGUUCCUCAUAGAAGAGCCAAAACUGAGUUCAUUCAAAGACUUUACGAACGGUUACACAGCUUUGCAUUGGGCCGCGAAGUUCGCCAGUUUUCAUGUCAUCAAACUCUUAGCCGGCACUUAUGGGGUCAGCCCUAACGUCAAGUCUCACGGGGGAUACACUCCUCUACAUUUGGCAGCUAUUGAUGCCGACCCCAACAUUCGGGAUAACAGUGGCAAACGUGCGGACCAGUACCUCAUCACCAAAAGCCACAGUAUCAACAGUUUAGGAAAGCACUCAAAUGGUGUGAUUGCGAGUCAACGUAAGAGUCAUCCACUCACUAACGAAACCAAUACUUUCUCUCAUAACUCAAAUGCUUUCAUAACAAAUGACUCGUUUGGACCUAAU